Rotaria socialis is the source of this 312-nucleotide messenger RNA. The record is from the annotation of a GenBank genome assembly. NCBI's taxonomy places the organism in Eukaryota, Metazoa, Rotifera, Eurotatoria, Philodinida, Philodinidae.
AUGGAACCAAAUGUUUCGCAUGCAUUUCAUUCAACUGUGCCUGCUAAAUCGAACCAUUUAAAUGUCGGUGAUUGUCAAAAUAAUAAUAAGUCAUUAUUUUCACAUCAUAUUUCACCAUCAACUGAAAUGAUAUUUUCAUUGUCCAACCGAAAAUUAUUAAUGGACCAAUUGGUUCCCAUAUUGAAAGCUUUGCAACAAGAAUCACUUCACACUGCAUCACAAAAACAACAUUACACCAAUUACUGGAUAUUUCGUCUUCAAAGAACAAUCGAAUUUUUACAAGAUAUAAUUCAGACAGAAGAACGAAAAUAA